This is a messenger RNA of Clarias gariepinus (North African catfish), 3408 nucleotides long. It is a transcript of the gene unc5cb, whose product is annotated as unc-5 netrin receptor Cb. The record is from RefSeq and is a predicted model, not a curated record. Gene Ontology annotation, molecular function: protein binding; netrin receptor activity. The transcript has 17 exons. The coding region runs from base 511 to 3369 and encodes 952 amino acids. NCBI's taxonomy places the organism in Eukaryota, Metazoa, Chordata, Actinopteri, Siluriformes, Clariidae. Gene Ontology annotation, cellular component: membrane. Gene Ontology annotation, biological process: netrin-activated signaling pathway.
GGCGCGCGCGCUGCUCGCCUGCUCAGGCACUCGGUUCAGAACGCGAGGCGCGCGCGCUUGACUCGGAGGUGCAGGGAGCUCGUGCGACAAACCGGAUGAGGAGCAGAACUUCAGUGUCUCACCUUCAGCGGUGCCGCUGCUCGUACUGAACAUGAUCACGGCGCUGGACGGCUGAUAUAUAUAUUUUUUUUUUCGUCGAGAAAAAAAAAAUAAAAAAAUAAUAAAAAAUCAACGCAGACGAGAGCGCGGAGGAUAUUCACGCUGAAGCGGUUUAUAUGUUUCGAGCUGCGGCGUAAAGGAGCCUCCUAGCAAGAGUGUUUUAUACAUACAUAUAAAUAUAAAAAAAAACAAGAACUUUUGGGUUCGGGUUUGCAAACCGUCCACCAUUUAUCCGAUUUUUUUUUGCACUGCAGUGUAAAGUUUUGGGUUUGAACCUGACGCGCAGCGCGACUCCUCAGUCGAACCCGGCUCUGACGCGUCUCCGCCGGCGCGGUCUCUCCCGGUGCUGUCAUGGGGAAAACUAGUGCAAAGACUGCGAAAGGGGACAGAGGGUGUACUGGAUUCUUAGUGUCUCACGUCGUUCGAACGAUUUUUCUCCUCGUCGCCUUCGUUGGUAGCACCAGAGCUCAAGCAGAAGAUGACUACUUGGGAUUGGGCGAGCUUCCCGAGACGUUCCCUUCGGACCCGCCCGAACCCCUCCCCCACUUCCUGAUGGAGCCCGAGGAGGCCUACAUCGUCAAAAACAAACCAGUCAAUCUAUACUGCAAAGCCACGCCCGCCACGCAGAUCUACUUCAAGUGCAACAGCGAGUGGGUUCCCCAGAAGGAGCACACGGUGGAAGAGCGCGUGGACGAGACCUCCGGUCUGGUGGUGAGGGAGGCGAGUAUCGAGAUCACGCGGCAGCAGGUGGAGGAACUCUUCGGCCUGGAGGAUUUCUGGUGCCAGUGUGUGGCCUGGAGCUCAGCCGGGACCACGAAGAGCCGCAAGGCCCACGUCCGCAUCGCCUAUCUCCGGAAAUCCUUUGACCAGGAGCCUUUGGGGAAGGAGGUGUCUCUCGAACAGGAAGUUCUUCUCCAGUGCCGUCCACCUGAAGGCGUUCCUGCUGCAGAGGUCGAGUGGCUGAAGAACGAAGAGGUCAUCGACCCUGCGGACGACCGGAACUUUUACAUCACCAUCGACCACAACCUGAUCAUCAAACAGGCCCGGCUGUCCGAUACCGCUAACUACACCUGCGUGGCCAAGAACAUCGUGGCCAAGAGAAGAAGCACCACAGCCACUGUUAUAGUCUACGUGAACGGAGGCUGGUCGACAUGGACCGAGUGGUCGGUGUGUAACAGUCGGUGUGGGAAAGGCUUCCAGAAGAGGACACGGAGCUGCACCAACCCAGCGCCCCUCAACGGGGGAGCCAUAUGUGAAGGUCAAGCCAUCCAGAAACUGGCCUGCAACCCAUUAUGUCCAGUGGACGGUUUGUGGACAGAGUGGAGUAAGUGGUCAACAUGUGGGACAGAGUGCACCCACUGGAGGAGAAGAGAGUGCAGCGCACCGGCCCCGAAGAACGGCGGCAAGGACUGCGAGGGCAUGGUGCUUCAAUCCAAGAACUGUACCGACGGCCUGUGCAUGCAGAGUUCCCUAUAUCAGAAGUCCUCUGAACCAAAAGGCAAGAGUGAUGAUUAUGGAUAUCCAUCCGCCCCAAGCACAGACGACGUGGCUCUCUACGUGGGCAUCGUUAUCGCCGUGAUCAUGUGCCUGGUCAUCUCCGUCAUCGUGGCCCUCUUCGUUUACCGCAAGAACCAUCGCGACUUCGACUCGGACAUCAUCGAUUCCUCGGCUCUCAACGGCGGCUUCCAGCCGGUCAGCAUCAAAACCGCUCGCACAGCCGAUCUCCUGACCGCACCUCCCGACCUGACCUCAGCGGCGGCGAUGUACCGCGGUCCGGUUUACGCCCUCCACGACGUGGCCGACAAAAUCCCCAUGACUAACUCCCCUCUGCUCGACCCCCUGCCCAACCUGAAGAUCAAAGUGUACAACUCGUCGGGCACGGUGACGCCGCAGGACGAGCUUUCCGACUUCUCGUCCAAGCUCUCCCCCAAGCUGGCGCACUCGCUCAUCGACAGCGACACUAUGGGCCGGCGCAAUCAGAGCCUGAUGCGCUCACGAGACCCGUCCUGCACCGCCUUCGGCUCCUUCAACUCCCUCGGAGGACACCUCAUCGUGCCGAACUCAGGCGUGAGCUUGUUGGUGCCAGCGGGUGCUAUCCCUCAGGGCCGGGUGUACGAGAUGUACGUGACGGUGCACAGGAAGGAGACAAUGAGACCUUCAGUGGACGACACUCAGACUCUCCUGAGCCCGGUGGUGAGCUGUGGGCCUCUGGGAGCUCUCCUCACUCGGCCGGUCGUCAUCACCAUGCACCACUGCGCCGAAGCCGACAAUGAGGAUUGGCUCAUUCAGCUGAAGAGCCAGACGCAGCACGGCCAAUGGGAGGACGUGGUGGUGGUAGGGGAGGAGAACUUCACCACGCCCUGCUACAUCCAGAUGGACGAGGAGGCGUGUCACAUCCUGACCGAGACGCUGGGGACGUACUGCUUAGUGGGUCAGUCGGUGAGCGCGGCCACCACCAAGAGGCUGAGGCUGGCCGUGUUCGGGCCCGUUACCUGUACAACGCUCGAGUACAACAUCCGCGUGUACUGCCUGGACGACACGCAGGAUGCCCUCAAAGAGGUGCUGCAGAUGGAGAAGCAGAUGGCUGGGAAGCUCCUGGACGAACCAAAGACCCUGAACUUUAAGGACAGCACCCACAACCUGCGUCUGUCGCUGCACGACGUCCCGCACACGCAGUGGAAGAGCAAACUGCUGGCCAAGUACCAGGAGCUGGCGUUUCAGCAGGUAUGGAGCGGCUCUCAGAGGAACCUGCACUGCACCUUCACUCUGGAGCGCUUCAGCGCGGCGACGGUGGAGCUGGCCUGUAAACUGUGCGUGCGCCAGGUGGAGGGCGAGGGGCAGAUCUUCCAGCUCAACACCACGCUGUUGGAGGACUCGCAGUGCAUCGACACGUCUCUGCUGGACCCGGCGAGUAACAUCACCACACUGGUGGGUCCCAACGCCUUCCGCAUCCCUCCGUCCAUCCGACAGAAGCUGUGCAGCAGCCUGGACGCCCCUCAGACCCGCGGCAACGACUGGAGGAUGCUGGCACACAAACUCAACCUGGACAGGUACCUGAACUACUUCGCCACGAAGUCCAGCCCGACCGGUGUGAUCUUGGAUCUGUGGGAAGCUCAGCACUUCCCCGACGGCAACCUGAACCGAUUGGCUGCCGUGCUGGAAGAGAUGGGUCGCCAUGAGAACAUUGUACCCAUGGCAACCGAGCACUGAUGCCCAACAGCGGAUGAUGGAAGGAGCGACGGGUGAAUA